Pelagomonas calceolata is the source of this 1140-nucleotide messenger RNA. The record is from the annotation of a GenBank genome assembly. Lineage: Eukaryota; Pelagophyceae; Pelagomonadales; Pelagomonadaceae.
AAGAUGAUCCUCACGCAGUGCGCCGUCUGCGCCACCGAGCUUGGCUUAUCCUUGGGCAAGAAAUGCGGCCGCUGCAGCACACGCUACUGCGGGGCAGCCUGCCAGGAGCAGCACUGGAAAGAGGGCGGCCACGACACGCUCUGCAAGAAGAUUAAAAAGGCUGGUGGCGCAGAGCAAUACAACGCGAAUAAGAAGUACGCGGAGGCCGUAUCGGUCGCAACGGAGGCGUGCGCAGAGGACACGAAGGGCCAGACGUGCUACAUCUGCACCCAAGCCCUCCAUUGGAAGACGAAGGAGGGCCUCGUGCGCGGGUGCUCGUGCCGUGGGACCGCUGGUUUCGCGCACGUGUCGUGUCUGGCAGAGCAGGCGAAGAUUUUGAUGGCCGAGGCCGAGGAGAACAAUUUGGGCGCGAAGGCGUUGAAUGCGAGGUUCGGGCGGUGGUACGCGUGCAGCCUCUGCGAGCAAGAUUACCACGGCGUCGUGGCGUGCGCGCUCAGCUGGGCGUGCUGGAAGACGUACUUGGGGCGACCGAAGGCGGACCACAUUAGGCGGGUGGCGUUGACGCAGCUCGGGAACGGUUUAUCCGACGCACGACACCACUUGGACGCAUUAUCUGUCAGAAAGACCGAUUUGUUAAUGCUGCGGUGCCUUGGCGCACCAGAAGAAAACGUGCUCGCCGCGCAGGGCAAUCUUGCGAGCACGUAUCAAUCGCUUGGACGAUUUGAAGAGGCCCUGUCCAUGCGACGAGACGUAUACUCCGGACGUCUGAAACUCAAUGGUGAGGAACAUGAAUAUACUCUCGUAGCAGCCAACGGCUACGCGUUGAGUCUGAAGCAGCUAAAUCGCUUCAAAGAAGUCAAGUCGGUGCUGCGCAAGACAAUGCCCGUGGCGCGGCGCGUUCUCGGGGAGAAUCAUGAUCGCACGCUCAAGAUGAGGACGACUUACGCGAGGGCACUCUACGAGGACCCCGGCGCCACGCUCGACGAUCUCCGCGAAGCCGUGACGACGCUUGAAGAGCCGGAACAGACCGCGCGGCGCGUGUUUGGCGGCGCGCACCCGCUCACAGCGGGGAUUGAGGGAACUUUGCGAAAAGCGCGAGCCGCGCUCCGCGCCCGCGAGACGCCGUCGGGGAGCGCCUAA